AUGAUAGAAGUAAAGAAUGAAGAACCUGACAUUCUCAUUGGCUCAAACGUCAUCUCAAUUUUAAACCUAAAAGUAAUUAAACAUCUACCAAAUGGAUUCGCUAUCUACGACUCAAGAUUAGGGCCCAUGAUAGGUGGUAGUGGAUAUGUUGAACCGCAAUUCGUCCAGAAUUUGGAACGCCAAUCACAUUCUGUCCUUGUUGGAACCGUUCAACUCAAAGCUGAGAACUUGUGGGACCUAGAUCGCAUUGGAACCGAUAUUCAGAAUGAAUCUGUGGAAGACGUAGAAAAAGCCAUGAUGCUUGUUGAGCGAUCUAUAACACGACUAAAAGAUGGGCGCUAUAGUGUAGGAUGGCCUUGGAGGACAGAGCAACCAAAUUUAACAAAUAACUUUGGACUCUGUGUUGGACGUUUACAAUCGGUUUUACGACGCCUUAGGAUGCAUUCUGAACAUAUGGCACAGUAUAACGCAAUUAUUCAGCAACAGCUUCAAGAGGGAAGCAUCGAGUUAGCUCCGAUCGAACCUACGGGACCGUUCGUAAAUUCUGUAUCAUCGCCCUUCUUACUCGCCUCUGUCAUUCGACAUCAUCUUUCGCAAUGUAGCUCUCGGUGGAGUUCCAAAAUAGCGUCAAAUAUUUAUGUAGAUAAUGUCCUGCUACUUUUGGAAACAGAAGAGGAAGCACUCGAAGCGUAUCAAGAAUCAAAACAAAUUUUUUUAUCAGCUAAAAUGAAUUUGCGCGAUUACAUUUCAAAUUCCAUAUUCGUCAGUGAAAAGAUCAGACCUGAGGACCGUUAUCCCAAGCAGAAAGUCAAAUGCCGUUCUGAAGAGCUUGAAUGGCACAUUUUUACAGACGCCUCUUCUCGUGCAUAUUGCGCAGCUGUUUAUGCGCGUUCAAAAACUGACAAUGCUUCUCCAAGUUCGCUCAUUAUUUCGAAGUACCGCAUAUCUCCAAUUCAAGGGUUUACCAUACCCCGCUUGGAGCUCUUAGGAGUUUUGAUCGGUUGCGACAGCAAAUGCGUUCUUCCUUGCAUCGAAGCAGAAAUCGAUGACCGUCUACCACGCUUUGUUAAAAAUCGCCUCAAAGAGAUAAAAAAAGUAGCAAAUAUCACAUACAGGUACAUAACCACUGCUGAGAACCCAGCAGUUCUGGCAACACGCGGACUGUCUCCAUCGAUGCUUUCCGCAUCAGUCCGGUGGUGGAACGGUCCAGAUUGGCUUUCUAAAACUCGUUCAAAUUGGCCUUGUUUUGAAGCAUCCAAAACGGAUCCCAUUCAGUCAGAGCAGUUUAUCAGUGCUGCUGUUAGUAAUCCUACUCAAAUUUCACGCAGCGUUAAUCCAGCAGAACAUUUCAGUUCGUGGAAUACGCUUAUUGACACAACUGCAUAUGCACUGCGUUUCCUCCGUAAAAUUGCACGCGCGCCUGCUACUUGGCUUGCACCUAUCUCUAAAUGUGGGGCACUCCAAGUAAAAGAUCGGAAGAUUGCACAAAACUGUUUGUUUCGCCAAGCACAACGCCACAUCAGAGAAAAAAAAGUGAUUAAAUGGGUUUUGUUCCUAGAUGAGGACAAAUUCUGGCGUUGUGGCGGUCGUCUUACGACAACGAGAUUGCCACAGCAGGAAAAACAUCCAAUAUUUCUACCGCGACAGAGUCGAAUAACACAGCUUUUACUUUUACACGUGCAUCAGUCGCUGUUGCAUAGUGGUGUUCCAACAACCUUAGCCCAAUUUUGCAAAUUAUGUUGGACCCCCCCACGAGCGCCGUACAACAAAACUAGUAAUACAGAGGAUGUGUAUGUACUGUCGUCGGUGGACCGCAAAACGUUUUAA
Messenger RNA from Gongylonema pulchrum, 1827 nucleotides. NCBI's taxonomy places the organism in Eukaryota, Metazoa, Nematoda, Chromadorea, Rhabditida, Gongylonematidae. The record is from the annotation of a GenBank genome assembly.